AUGAUCCGACGUGUGCGAAUCUCAAUCGGCAGCUUAGCACGACCGUCGCUACUGCAUUUGCUGCUGUGUGUGCCAUUAACCUUGACAUUGUACGCGAUAGCGACAGAAUCGCUGAGUCUUAGGACGUUAAACCCAAUUCAGCGCGUUCUCAACGCGGCGGGUAUCGUUGCUCCGGUUCAAGACGACAAAGAUUCCAAACCCAAUUUGUACCCGGACACCGUAUUUGAGACGGAUUGGAGCCAGCGGAUCAGUGCGGAGGAGAUUCUCCAUGAGGCGGCAUUACAUCGAGGGUGUGUUGCACGUAAGGACAGUAUCAUUCCCUGGACAUUCGGACUACCGCGACAGAAUGAUAGCGAUGAAAUAGUGGAGCGAAAUGACCCACAACUACUCGAGAAGUUGCGUCGCUGUCCCGAUGUAGACGUGUUGGUUCCUGGAGGGAUCCGCUCGUACGGAUACUGUGAAGAUGCGGCUGCAUACACUAAGUUCUUAGAGUCCAGGAUGUUACCGCGCUGGGUAAUGGAAGUGAAAUUUCGGGACGAAGCGAGGAAUCGAUCGGUCGGAUACCACGACUUGUGUCCGCAUACACCUAUGCUCUUCUUUAAUCACUACUGGGAGGGACUAGUGGAUGCACUCGACUGGCCCGAGACGAAGCCACUGUAUUUGAUGCCCAACAUCGAAAUGUACGAACUGAAUCACAAACACUAUUGGCGAGCCGAUGUUAUUCUCUGCAAAACGGCAGUAUGCGCGAGGUAUUUGAAGAAGUGGUUCCGUCAGGAAGGGAAUCCUCGAAACACUCGCGUAAUCUACACGCGCCAUAUGACUUCGAAUCUUGCACUUAUGUUACAGACUCAAAGGAAUCUAACUGAGAAGGAUUUUUCAGACGUUAAGUUCUUGCAUACGGCAGGCACGAGUAUCCAGAAAGGGACUCGUCAAGUGCUCGAUUGUUGGCUAUCUCGAUCCGAUUUCCCGCCACUUGACAUCUACAUGGGUCAAGGUCUGUACAAUGGGGCAUUCAAGAACUAUCACCAUCGAGUUGGCAACAGCACAAAUGUCCGAGUGCACAUGGGUGGGUUGUCUCCGGAAGAAUUUGGACGAGUUAUUACUCAAGGGCGGUACUUCUUGUGUCCCAGUUACAUGGAAGGAUACGGUCACUAUAUUAAUCAAGCACGGUCCUCAAGAGCAUUUAUUUUCACGACGGACGUAGCACCGAUGAAUGAGCUGAUCACACCAUCGUCGGGUGCACUUAUCCGAGCAAGAACUGGAGCCUACGGCGAGCAAUUUCUCGGCGGUAAAUCCACUAAGGAGCAUGCGUUGCGUAAUGUUCCUGGACUUGCUGCAAGUUUUACUGGUGAUGAUAUUUGCAACGCAGUGCAGGGCGUCUUGGACAAUACGACAUCGGUAGAACGGGCCGGUCGAGCUGACAAAGCUCUGCAGCAAUAUUACUACGACACGGUCUUCUUUGCUCAGUCGAUGCAAGAAUUGAGGGGAUACGCGCGUGAACGAAGCCAUCCGGGACAUUUACGUCAUCGUGAUGGCAAGUUGAAGUCCUGA
Messenger RNA from Phytophthora nicotianae INRA-310, 1551 nucleotides. RefSeq lists its product as hypothetical. Bases 1 to 1551 code for a protein of 516 amino acids. The transcript has 2 exons. The record is from RefSeq and is a predicted model, not a curated record. Lineage: Eukaryota; Oomycota; Peronosporomycetes; Peronosporales; Peronosporaceae.